This is a messenger RNA of Eptesicus fuscus (big brown bat), 624 nucleotides long. It is a transcript of the gene FGF16, whose product is annotated as fibroblast growth factor 16. Gene Ontology annotation, cellular component: cytoplasm. Gene Ontology annotation, biological process: cell differentiation; positive regulation of cell population proliferation; positive regulation of gene expression. The coding region runs from base 1 to 624 and encodes 207 amino acids. The transcript has 3 exons. Gene Ontology annotation, molecular function: growth factor activity; fibroblast growth factor receptor binding. NCBI's taxonomy places the organism in Eukaryota, Metazoa, Chordata, Mammalia, Chiroptera, Vespertilionidae. The record is from RefSeq and is a predicted model, not a curated record.
AUGGCGGAGGUGGGGGGGGUCUUCGCCUCCUUGGACUGGGAUCUGCACGGUUUUUCCUCAUCUCUGGGGAACAUGCCCUUAGCUGACUCCCCUGGUUUCCUGAACGAGCGCCUGGGCCAGAUCGAGGGGAAGCUGCAGCGCGGUUCGCCCACAGACUUCGCCCACCUGAAGGGGAUCCUGCGGCGCCGCCAGCUGUACUGCCGCACCGGCUUCCACCUGGAGAUUUUCCCCAACGGCACGGUUCACGGCACCCGCCACGACCACAGCCGCUUCGGCAUCCUGGAGUUUAUCAGCCUGGCUGUGGGGCUGAUCAGCAUUCGGGGAGUGGACUCUGGCCUAUACUUAGGAAUGAACGAACGAGGAGAGCUAUAUGGAUCGAAGAAACUCACGCGCGAAUGUGUUUUCCGGGAACAGUUUGAAGAAAACUGGUACAACACCUAUGCCUCCACCUUGUACAAACAUUUGGACUCGGAGAGACAGUAUUAUGUGGCCCUGAAUAAAGACGGCUCACCCCGGGAGGGAUACAGGACUAAACGACACCAGAAAUUCACUCACUUUUUACCCAGGCCUGUAGAUCCUUCUAAGUUACCCUCCAUGCCCAGAGACCUCUUCCACUAUAGGUAA